Pygocentrus nattereri (red-bellied piranha) is the source of this 979-nucleotide messenger RNA. RefSeq names its product dihydrofolate reductase (gene dhfr). Gene Ontology annotation, cellular component: mitochondrion. Gene Ontology annotation, biological process: tetrahydrofolate biosynthetic process; dihydrofolate metabolic process; glycine biosynthetic process. Gene Ontology annotation, molecular function: NADP binding; dihydrofolate reductase activity. NCBI's taxonomy places the organism in Eukaryota, Metazoa, Chordata, Actinopteri, Characiformes, Serrasalmidae. The record is from RefSeq and is a predicted model, not a curated record. The coding region runs from base 124 to 699 and encodes 191 amino acids. The transcript is spliced from 6 exons.
UAGUGGGCGUUGAGUGUUUGUCUGUGAUCUCAUUUCCUCUCAAACAUUCAGUGGCGGGAAGCUCCAACUCUGCGACCAUACAUCUGUCAACUACGCACACCUUAUACAUACAUCUAAUCAGCCAUGAUGUCCUCUGUACUGAACUGUAUUGUUGCAGUUUGUCCUGAUAUGGGAAUCGGGAAGAGCGGCAAUCUGCCCUGGCACCCCAUUAGAUUAAGUAAGGAAUUCAGACACUUUCAGAAGAUGACGAUGACUCCUGCCGUAGAAGGUAAAAAGAAUGUGGUCAUAAUGGGCAGAAAAACCUGGUUCUCAAUUCCUCCGCAGAACCGGCCUCUAAAGAACAGGAUCAACGUUGUUCUUAGCAGAGAGCUCAAGACACCUCCAGAGGGAGCACACUAUCUGGCAUCUGACUUCAGCUCAGCUCUCGGCCUGCUGAACACUCCAGAGCUAGCGUCUCAAGCCGACCAGAUCUGGGUCAUUGGUGGGAGCUCAUUAUACAAGGAGGCAAUGGAGAGCUCUGGACAAAAGCGCCUGUUUGUAACAAGGAUUCUGAAGCAGUUUGACUGUGACACGUUCAUUCCUAAGAUCAGCCUGGAGAAGUACACACUGCUGCCUGAGUUCCCUGGAGUCCCUACUGGAUUACAGGAGGAAAACGGCUUACAGUAUGUAUUUGAGGUCUACGAGAGCAAAGACCAUUAAUGAGUGCACUGCAAAAAAGAUCUUUAACAGCUGUUGAUAACUUUCUAAGAGAAGACGCCACGGUGGUUAACAUUUUCUUACAUGGACUGAUGUCUCUGUGAAAAAAGGGCCUCUAAACCUGUUCGUGAUCGAUAUUGGCUAAAAUAUUGAAGCCCAGCGUGCGAGAGAGCAUCGGUCUCAAAGCAAAGAAUACAAAUACAUCACACUGGUGUCUUUGAAACAUAUCUUUUUUGUCAAUCUUUUAAACAUAUUAAAUACUCGUUUUCAAUUGUUUGGUGCA